GUAUCAAAUCCACUCUUUAAAAUGUAAAAAAGUUUAAACUUGAGUGAUAGUAUUAGUUAUGUAAAUUUAAUACAUUUUCAAACUAAAUUAUAUAUUUUUAUUUCUUCAACAGGGAACAAUCUGUAGAACAGAACACUUACAACAGAAAAGACUGAAAAAUGAAUAAUCUGUUUAAAAGACUUCAACUUGAAGGCAGGUGCCACAAACUGAGACCUGCAGAUGUUCUUCAGAUAUCUGCACAUUCAUUACAGUCUCAUGAAUCUUGUGCUGAAGACGAGCUCAUUCUGACUUUCCUACAAAAACUUCUGAUGAUGAACUACAGAGCAAGAUACAUUAAAACAAAUGAGACCAAUGAGGAAGAAAUCAUACAACAAGAAAACAAUGAAGAUGACUUUGACAUUUUUGAAGAAAUGUCUUUGUCUAAGAAAGGAACAAGUCAAUCUGAGCGAAUCCAUCCAAUGGAUGUUCAGAUGGCCGCAUUUCAUUGUGUUGAUGGAUUCCUGAAGCAGCUGAUGGUGACUAAACUGUCCCAGUGUCAGUAUGCUCUCCCUCUGCUUGUUCCUGAUCCAUUCACACGACAGAUUGAGUUUCCUCUCUGGACAUUUAGACAAAUCAACAAGAGCUGGAAGUUGAGAAAAACCAAAAACAGUCAAAUCCAGCCAAUCUACAAGGCAGAAACUCCAACUGUAUCUUUCUUCAGGUUUGGCUCCAUGUCUUCAUCCAAGUCUGAGCUGAUGAACAGUCUGAUCAGUGAGAAACACAACACAUUCUUCCACAGAAACUGUCCAGGCAGCAGCAGAACCAGAGUACUGAUGGAUGGAGUGGUGGAGAUCGCCUGGUUCUGCCCCUCUGGAUCAUAUGAUGAUAAAUUCAAUGACUGUGUUGCAUUCUGUAAUCUACACGGUGAUGCAGGAGACCAUGAGAAACAGCUGCAGAUUCUUACUGAAAUGGCCUCAGUCAUUGUUGUUCUUCUAUCAAAACUGGACAGAAAGGACAGACAUGCAGAAAAUAUUCAAAUCUUGUCAAAGAACAGAAAGCCACUCAUUUUCCUAUUUACUGAGGAGGAAUCUACAUUAAUUGAGACACGGAAAGGAAAAUACAAGAUAGGCCUGAAGGACAGAAAUCAGUCAGAUGUAUCUGAUGAACUCAGAAGAGCUAUAAAUGAUUGUUUAUCAAAAUCAUAUUCCACUUUCAGACUUGAAGAUGUGUCCAAACACUCAGACAUCAGAGUAGAUGAGGAAGAUGAUGUAGACUGCAGGAGAGGAAGAGAAGCAGCACAACAAAUGAUUGAUUUACUGGAGAAGAAAGAUCUGACAGAAAUCAAAGAAUCAUUUCUGCCUCUUCAGGGGAAACUGUGGCAUCAGUGGUGUCAGAAGAACAAAGAACUACAUCGACCCCGAGGAGAUAAACCAGAAAUGGACAUCAGUAUAAAACAAACAAGGAUGAAGAAAAUCCGUGAACAGCAGCAUAAUUAUGAUAUCAGUCAGUUUAUGAAACUGUUUAUUAAAGAAAUGAGCUCAGAUAAUGAACAUAAGAAGAUGUUUUUCCUCAAAUGGCUUGGAAUCCUGCUGGAUGAAUAUACAUCAGCUGACCUGUCUGCUCUACAUCACAAAUAUGAUGAGAAAUGGUCAGAAGUUGUAAAACUAAAAGGAAAAUGUGAUAAAUCUGUACUCAAUGCUGAACAAACUGAACUUGAGAAAAUAUCUGAGAAACUUCGAGCAGCAACCUUUGGUUUGGAGCACAUCAUGCGAGAGAUCGGUCAGAUCUAUGAAUCAUGUUCAUCUGUGAAGAAGAACAAGAAAGACCUGCAGUUUCACUUCUCUUCUCUCCCGAGUCUUGCAGCAGAGAUGAUGAUCUCUGGAUUUCCACUGGAGCUGAUGGAUGGAGAUGCUGCUCAUGUUCCUGUGAUCUGGAUCUCUGCUGUUCUAGAUCAACUUAUCCAGAAACUGGGAGACCAGAGAGUCUUUGUGCUGUCAGUUUUAGGGCUCCAGAGCUCUGGGAAAUCCACCAUGCUGAAUGCCAUGUUUGGACUCCAGUUUGCCGUCAGUGCUGGCAGGUGCACCAGAGGAGCUUUCAUGCAGCUGGUCAGAGUGUCAGAUGAGAUGAAAACACAGAUGAACUUUGACUAUAUUCUGGUUGUUGAUACUGAGGGUCUUCGUGCUCAGGAAUUGGCUGGAAGAUCAACCAGACAUCAUGACAAUGAAUUGGCCACAUUUGUUGUUGGCAUUGCAAAUCUGACAUUGAUCAACAUCUUUGGAGAAAACCCUUCUGAGAUGCAGGACAUUCUUCAGAUUGUUGUUCAGGCCUUCAUGAGGAUGAAGAAGGUCAGACUGAAUCCCAGCUGUGUGUUUGUGCAUCAGAACGUUUCAGACGUCACAGCUGGGCAGAAAAACAUGGAGGCAAGGAGACGACUGCAGGAGACACUGGAUGAGAUGACAAAACUUACUGCUGAAGAGGAACACUGUAAGAUUGAAUGUUUCAGUGAUGUCAUUAGAUUUGAUGUUCACAAUGAUGUGAAGUAUUUUGCUCAGUUCUGGGAGGGCAGCCCACCCAUGGCACCAACCAACCCAAACUACUGUGAGAAUAUUCAAGAACUAAAGAAAACUAUCAUGUCUCAUGCCACAGAGUCAAAUAGAAUGGUGCUGAAAGACUUAAAAGAUCGUAUUAAAGAUCUCUGGGAGGCUUUAGUGAAUGAACAAUUUGUCUUCAGCUUCAGAAAUUCUCUGGAGAUUUCAGCCUACAGGAAGCUGGAGGCAAAAUACAACAAGUGGUCCUGGAGUCUUCGUGCUGCCAUGAUGGAAACUGAGAACAAACUUCACAACAAAAUAGAAAAUGAAGCAAUUCAUGAAGUUGAGGAAACUGAUCUUCAAAGAGAACUGAAGAAGACAAGUGAAGAAGUGGAAAAAUCAAUGUCUGAAUUCUUUGAGAAAGACAAAGAUAAAUAUGUACUGAUUCAGUGGAAAACAUCAUUUGAAAUCAAAAUCAAAGAGCUUCAGGAAAACAUUGUGAGAGAAACAAAGAGGAAAUUAAAUGAAAUUCUUCAUCAGCGAGACCUGAAGAAAAAGAUUGAUGCUCAAAGGACACAUCAUGAAAACACUCUCAUUGUCAAGAGCAAACAACUUGCCUUAAAACUCAAAGACAAAGCAAAUGAUGAAGAAACAUUGAAGAUGAAGUUUGAUUUGUUUUGGAAACAGUGUGUGAAAAAGAUCAUGACAGACUCUUGUGUAAUUAGAGACAUUGACAUAUUGAGAGAUGUGAGAGAGAUCCUCAUUGACAUUUAUCAUUUCCAAGUACACCACAGAAAAGAGGAUAGUAUGUACAAAAAUAUUUUCUCUGUGCCGAGUUAUUCUGAAUAUGUUAUUUUCAGAAAGUUCACAAAUAGUGGGACUGAAGAGACUUUAAAGGAUGAAACAUUAGAAUCUGAUGAUACUCUGUCUCCAGAGGAUGAAACUCAAAUAAGAUCAUUAGUCACAGAUGUUCAACAGCAGACAGACAAAAUGAUUCAGUCAUUUAACAUUUCAAAGAUGGGCUACGACAUCAGCUACAUUCAACAACUCACAAACUACAUCAAGAUGAGAGUAAAAGAAUAUGAGGAAAAAACAGUGAAAUAUAAGUUCAAGAAUGAAUUCUUCAUUGAUUUGGUUUAUUCCAUCUGUAUGACAGCAAAUGAGAUGAUCACUGACCAACACAGACUGUUCAGAGAUGCCAAUGAUCCUGUAAUAUAUGUUGAGAAAAAGAAAGAAGAGUACUAUAGUAUUUUCCAGAAAUACUGUCGUGGAGCUACAUCAGCUGCCAUUUUUGGAAAUAUCAUCUGUCAGAAACUGAAAGAGCCCAUUGAGCAGAGUGUCUACAAGAAGACUGCCAGAGAUCUAACAGGUGAAAUGAGAUCAAACUGUGAAUCAUUGAAUGGAAACAGAUCAAAUCUGGAGAAACACAUCCUGAAGACACUGGCAGAAGAGGAGGAUUUUGACAAAUACAUGAAGUACAUUCAUAAUCCCAGAGAUCACUUCAAGAGUUUCAUCAGAGAUGAAGUCAGUCGGUACAUUACUGAUAAGUUCAAUGUCAAUGUUUUACCCAAGAUGAAGGAGAACAUUAAACUCUUGUCACAGAAGAUCAUCAAAGCAGCACAUGAAUCUGCUGGAUGUGUUAAAGUGAACAAAGAUGUUGGUUUGUGGUUGAAGAUUUUCACACAGCAGCUCUCAGAUGUGCUGAUCUUCUCUGAAAAAGACCUCAGCGGAGUCAAACAUGAUGAUGUUGAUGUGAAACUCCUAGAAGAUGUGAUACAAAAAAACGAACUUCCUGCUGUAAUGUCUGAAAUCUGCAGUAGGUUCAACAGAAACACAUUUCCAGCCAAUCUGGACUAUAAGUCCAGACCAGAUGAGCUUCUGAUUGAUCACUUCUGUCAGUGCUGUUGGGUUCAGUGUCCGUUCUGUAAAACCACCUGCACCAACACCAUAGAAGAGCAUGAUGGAGAUCACAGUGCUCCUUUCCAUCGUGUUACUGGACUGAAUGGGUGGUUUUACAGAGGAACAACAUACUUGUCUAUUGAAAUCUGUACAUCAGCAGUAGCAAGUAAACGAUAUUUUUAUCACAGUGAAUCAUAUAUAACAGUUCCCUGGAAAAACUACAGAAGAGCAGGAGGAGAUUAUGCAGACUGGCGCAUCACCCCUGAUUUCUCUGAGCUGCCCUACUGGAAGUGGUUUGUGUGCAGAUUCCAGAAAGAUCUGGAAGAAUACUACAGUAAAACAUUUAGAAGAAUUAGUAGGAUACCAAGUGAAUGGAAAUAUACAAAACCAGAAGCUUUAGAGAGUUUGGAUCAAUGCAUCUAAUUAAGAUACAGAAUGAGAGGCUUCCCAGCAAUCAAUAGCAGUCAUUUCACCAUCUCGGUUAAAUAUAGACCCGAUAUAGUCAGACAAUGAUGAACCCAUUUCCAACCAAAAUAACCUUGAAUUUGGUUACAUGUCGUUUUUACCAAGAUAACUGUAAGAUAUUCCGUCUUGUAAGUAAAGUCAACAGUGUUUACAAGAUAUUUGGUUUUGUUUCUUUAACAUGUUCUAUGCGUAGUGGUCUAAUUGAUGACUAGUCUAUUCUUGGGCUAUGGUUAGAUGUUUAUAAAAUUUUCACUGA
Molecule: messenger RNA, 5127 nt
Organism: Megalobrama amblycephala (Wuchang bream)
Lineage: Eukaryota; Metazoa; Chordata; Actinopteri; Cypriniformes; Xenocyprididae
Product: interferon-induced very large GTPase 1-like
Exons: 2
Coding region: 159-4829 (1556 amino acids)
Molecular function (GO): GTP binding
Source: RefSeq, a predicted model, not a curated record